This is a messenger RNA of Thlaspi arvense, 774 nucleotides long. NCBI's taxonomy places the organism in Eukaryota, Viridiplantae, Streptophyta, Magnoliopsida, Brassicales, Brassicaceae. The record is from the annotation of a GenBank genome assembly.
AUGGAGAAUUCGUACGACUCAGCAGCCAAGUGGUCUGAUUCCAACAGUCCAUAUAAUAUGGUCUCAUGGUCAUUACAAUCUGAUUCCUCUGAUUCUGAUUUGAGCCGGUUUAAUCUCGGCUUCUCUUCUUCCUCCUCCGGCAAUUUCCCGGCCGAUGAAUUUGUCGGUGGGAUCGAAAAAGCUGAGUCUCUUUCCAGAAGCCACCGUCUUGCGGAGAAGAGACGCCGUGAUCGGAUUAAUUCUCACCUCUCCGCUCUCCGGAAACUUGUCCCCAAUUCCGACAAGUUGGACAAAGCAGCGCUCUUAGCAACAGUGAUAGAACAAGUGAAGGAACUCAAACACAAAGCAACAGAAUCUCCAAUCUUCCAAGAACUUCCGACAGAAGCAGACGAAGUAACUGUGCAGCCCGAAACCAUCUCCAGUGACGACUUCGAAUCAGAUUCUACUACAAACAGAAUCAUCUUCAAAGCUUCUUUCUGCUGCGAAGAUCAACCCGAAGCAAUCUCAGAGAUCAUUAGGGUUCUCACGAAGUUUCAGCUCGAAACAAUCCAAGCUGAGAUUAUCUGUGUUGGAGGAAGAAUGAGAAUCAACUUCAUCUUAAAAGAUUGCUGCGGCAAAGAGACAACAAGUACGGCUGCAUCAGCAAAAGCUUUGAAGCAAUCUCUGUGCGCUGCGUUAAACCGAAUCACGUCUUCUUCUUCGUCUGUUACUUCGGUUUGCAGGAUCAGAAGCAAGAGACAGAGAUGGUUCCUCUCUUCUCACUACUCGCAAUGA